Clunio marinus is the source of this 261-nucleotide messenger RNA. NCBI's taxonomy places the organism in Eukaryota, Metazoa, Arthropoda, Insecta, Diptera, Chironomidae. The record is from the annotation of a GenBank genome assembly.
AUGCGCCCGCUGGGAAGGAUAUUAAAGAAAGUUGUGGAAUUUCUUGGUUGUGUAGCUUGUUUACUCGGAAAAAUUUUUACUGACAUCGAAGCUCGUCGUGUUUUCUUAACACGCCAAAAGUGGUCACGAGAAUGGCCACUUUUACACAACAUAUUCUGGAAUAGCAAAGGCGAUGCAUUUGCUUGGAUUACCUACGGUGGUUACUCCAUAAUAACACUUCUUCUUGCCAUCAGCAUGUGUUUGUUUUGGCAAAGUCACUGA